ACACAUGACUGAGAAGAAUAAUACUUAUGUACCUAAUGAAACUAAUUAUUUCCUUCCGCAUCACGGAGUCAUUCGCGAGUCUAGUAGCUCAACGAAAUUGCGCGUGGUUUUUGAAGCCAACGUGCCUUCAAGCUCAGGAAAGUCCCUAAACGACAUACAGCGUGUUGGCCCUACGGUACAGGAUGAUCUUUUUUCAAUCAUUUUACGUUUUCGGCAGCAUAAAUUUGUAGUGACCGCGGACAUUGAAAAAAUGUACCGUGCUAUAUGGCUUAAUCCCGUUCAACGCCCUUUGCAGCAGAUUUUAUUCAGAUUCGAUGCCAACGAACCCAUAAAAUCAUACACCCUGAACACCGCGACUUAUGGAACAGCCUCCGCGCCCUAUCUAGCCACGAAAUGUCUGGUGUCCCUCGCUGAGACAACCAGUGAUGCUCGCGUACAAGAGGCCAUUAGGCAUGACUUUUUUGUCGAUGAUUAUUUAGGGGGUGGGGACUCAGUAGAAUCCGUCGUUGAGGUUAGUAAGGGCAUCAUUGAAACAUUAAAAUCGGCGCAAUUUAAUCUACGUAAAUGGCAAUCAAAUAACUUUGAAAUCCUCAAACAAAUUUCAGAAUUACAGGGUGAUCCUAAUGUCACACUUAACCUCGAUAAUUCGCCUUCUAAAACUUUAGGUGUAUAUUGGAACUCUUAUUCAGAUAACCUAUACUUUGAGAUAAACAUAAAAGCUGGUAAUAAAAUUACUAAGCGGACCAUACUUUCAUUGAUAAGUCAAGUUUUUGAUCCCUUAGGUUUAGUAGGCCCUUGUACAGUCGAAACUAAAAUUCUCAUACAAAAACUUUGGAUCAACAAAUAUGAGUGGGAUCAGGAAGUUCCACAACAUAUAAAAACAUUAUUUCACGAAAUCAUUAACUCCUUACAUAACUUAAACCAAUUUAACAUUCCUCGCUGGGCGUUCUCAGAUAACAUAAUAAAAACAGAAAUCCAUACAUUUUCAGAUGCUUCCGAGCGGGCAUAUGGCUCAUGUGUCUAUAUAAGGACCAUCAGAAAUGAUGGUACAGCGCACGUUUGUCUUCUAACCUCGAAAAACAAGGUGGCUCCCAUCAAACCCACCACCAUCCCUCGACUCGAGCUUUGCGGAGCCCUGUUAGGCACAAGACUCUGUAAAAAGUGAAGGCGGUGCACAUCGAGCUCGUCUCGUCUCUCACGAAGGAGGCAUACCUGGCUGCGUUAAAUCGCUUCAUGGCUCGCCGGGGAAGGCCCCAGACCAUUUAUUCGGACCACGGUUCCAACUUUAUUGGUGGUUUUAACGAGCUCUCAGAUCUUUUUAGAAGCUCACUUAGCGACAUUCCAACCAUUCUAUCACAUGACGAAAUUGAUUUUAAAUUUAUUCCUCCAUAUAGCCCCCAUUUCGGCGGAAUUUGGGAGGCGGCUGUCAAAUCGGUCAAACACCACUUGCGGCGUGUUCUUGCCCUAGCUCAUCUCACUUAUGAAGAAAUGAUCACUUGCCUGAAUCAGAUAGAGGCCAUUUUAAAUUCACGUCCCUUAACACCUCUAUCUUCUGAUCCUUCCGAUCUUUCAUUUCUUUCCCCCUCCCACUUCCUCAUUGGACGACCGCUCACGUCGGUUCCUUAUCCUCAGGUGUCGGACUCCAACGUGCAUCGCCUGGACCGCUUCCAACGCAUCGAAUUCCUGCGGCAGCACUUCUGGAAGCGAUACUGCGCAGAGUAUGUGACCUUGCUCCAGCAGAAGACGAAGUGGCUCACGUCGACGGGACACCUACAAGUCGGAUCCCUUGUCUUGGUCAAGGACAAGACGCAACCCCCCUUGAUGUGGCUCAUGGGACGAAUCGUCCAGCUACAUCCCGGCAAAGACGGAGUCAGCAGAGUGGCAGACAUAGAGACCAAACGAGGCAUAAUUCAACGGGCCUACAACAAUAUCUGUCCUCUACCCUUGGACUGUUGAAUACCUCAACGGCGGGGAGCUUGUUGCGGCUAUUGAAGCUGGCAACAUCGGUGCAAGAGGAGGAGCGCGGGGAGCGGCGGCACCACCUAUAAAUGCGUCAUCUUCGGUUGCUCUUACCCUCUUACCUUUCGGACGCACGAUCUUUUCAUACAUACAUAUUUGUCAUACAACCAUUGUAAACCAGACAUUAAAUUAUUCAUACCAUAAAA
Messenger RNA from Plutella xylostella (diamondback moth), 2165 nucleotides. NCBI's taxonomy places the organism in Eukaryota, Metazoa, Arthropoda, Insecta, Lepidoptera, Plutellidae. The record is from RefSeq and is a predicted model, not a curated record.